CUGGAAGAUAUUGCACGUACGCACGCAUCGAAAAAGAGCUUCCACGUUCGUUUGUGUCCUGCUGGCUGUUGUCUGAUAUACACUCCCUUUCCCAUAAACCCAACACCUAACCAAACCCAGCGCGGAUCGAUGGUCGCACGACAGGUCUAAUGAUUCCACGAUGCCUUGUUACUAUCCUCACGAUUAUCCUGGUGUGUAUAUGGUUUGUACGUUAUGUGAGAUAUACAGAGGGAGCGGAGAAACUGCCGAAACACAGCGACACCGACCCGUUAGUUGUCGGUUGCAAGGCUGCACUGGUUAAGAUUGAGUUUCUCUUGUUGCCAGUUCUUACCCAUUGGCUGCCACAGCUCUGAGCUGCGAUCGGGUAGAUGGCAACGUUCGACUCAGUUAAGCCGUAGUGGCAACCCUCGUCACAACGUCCAUGAUGUGACUGGUGCUGAGUUGGAGGACGACGGGUCUCACCCUGCUAGGGCUUAAACACAUUCCCGCUCUUCAAGAUAGGCAAAGCAUACCCAUACAGGCUGCCAGACGGUUACACACCCACAAAGGCCUACAACCGCCACCGCCAUUACCGACAGCCGAGGCUAUACAGUCAACUCGGGAGAGAACAACGGCCAGAUAGGCAGCCGAUUGUUGUGAACAAUAAACGGACCCGAGUCACCCGCCACGCCAGCUUAUGUAUCCUGAUACGAUAGAGACCACGGCUGGGAUACGCUGGCCACGUAGAACACCAACCAAAACAUAUUACUACUAGUGCUGCUUCUGCUACGGUCAACGUUAUUGCUAUAAAGCUGCCUCGGCUGGGAUGUCGACUUGUGCGUUUAGCGAAUUCGCGCCCCCUCAACGCACUCAGAGCAGACUAACACUUGCUUGAACGGUUCGCCCUGCACAGAAAGUCUUGCUACACGCUGAUUCGGCGCGCUACACCAUUCAGAACAGGAACUUCUUGUGUAGCACUAAAGUGCUUCUGUCUCUGUCCUCAGAAUGCUGUAGAAGGGCUGAUGCCAGGUAAGCGGAAACACAAGCAGGAGAAUCUGUCGACGUGCAAGUUCACAGUGGGGAGCACACCUUCGAGAGCACACAAGCUUCACAAAAAGGCGUAGAAAGAAUGUGUAAAUCGUAAAUCAACUUCAAAACUAGAAGUGGUGGUGGAGCCCUCCGAGGAACAAGAUAAAUGUUUCUGACCCCAAACUACUACAGCUGGAUGAUGGACUUGUUCUAGAUAGAAACUGCCUGUGGAUCACUAACGGUCGUGUGCUGUAGAUGCUUGGCCGACCGCCCGGUCGACAACGUGUGAUUGCGCCUCUAUGUUGGGUCUGAAGGUUAUCAGGUGAUUGGGUCUCGGCGAUUCUGCUCUAUUACAGGCUGUUUGUACCUCUCCCGCUAGGGACACGUAUCAAGAGUAAGAGUUAGCAGAACUCAGCUCUUCGCACAGGCUUGAAUAACUACUGCCAUUGCUAUCGCAAGUAGUACUGUCGAUGCCUGGUGUAUCUGCAACGUGCGUCAUUGAUAACAAUUACUUUGCUCUGUGUAGCGUACGCUGGGCGUCGUGACCAUUCUAUUAUUGUUCCGCUCUGACGAGAGAAAGAGAGUGUGACCUUACGUACUGAACGUCUACCGGUAAUGUAGCUGGUUGCUUGUGGGAAAUCGUCGACGCUUUCAUUUCAAUCGGUUUGAAAGAUUCAGGGUAGCCUCAGACCAGCAUAAGGUGUCAUUGAUUAUUGCACAUUGGCUAGAGAUUCUGCGCUGCUUUUCCGUUGUUUGUUUUUACCUUUUCGCCGCCUAUGGUCUUUUAGCGCGCUCACCAGACGUGCCAUGCAAAGUGCGACGAUCCAUGCGCUCGUGACGGAACCAUAUGAAUGCUGUUCGAUCGUGUAGUCUUUCGUGAUCUGUGCUGUAACAACAAAGCAACACAAUAACAAUACCAUCGAACGCCUCGUCUAACUGCUAUUCUAUAACCAAUCUAUUGCUACAGCCAUAUACGGUUGCGGGUGUGAUACUAGUACUACAUGUGAGGCAGAAUCCGCUAACGUACACACAGUUAUACACAUACGGAAAAUCGCACUAAGGCAGUCACCGUUGUAACUGUCCUCUACCCUGACACCAAAUCUACUCCAAAGCGAAAGCUGACGUGACGCGGGCCACGAGCGCAGAACGGGAAAAAAACGAGGAUAUACCACGAAAAUACUACGAAUUGUGUAGCCCACCGGUAUAACCAACAAAUCAAUAUUGUACCUUCCUCACAUAACAAACGAUCUCCGGUUUAUGCGUGUGUUUAUUUUCACCCCACCACCGAAUGCAUUGCCUUCUCUUAAGGAUAUAUUUUGUAUUCUGCCUAUGGUAGAAAAAGGCAAAUCAUAUGACGAAAGCGAAGCGCUGAAUGCUAACGGUAAUGUAACGAAGUUUGCGAGUUCGCGUUGUGCUGCUGAUGUUAACUGUGAUCUCAGAAUCGCAAUUUUUCGAGCGGAUUGCAUAGUCCGACCCAGCAGAAUUAAGAGUUUCGCCGAGCGCUGUUCCGCCGUCGCUGUCAAAAUAAAAGAAAAAGGAGAAAAACAUCGCUGUAUAAGCAGUCCUCUGAUAGGAUACCGCCAACCCCACAGGAAGUCCCCAGCAAGAGGUUCCAUAUCUCUUUAAAGCGUACGGUCAUCGCCAUCCAUAUCCUGAAACUCCGACAAUAAAUAACAUCGAAACGAAAGUAAAGCUGAGUUACUGCAAAUUGUCACAGAGAGAGACGGUAGGUGCGCAACCAGUAGCGUAGCUUUCCUUGCGGAGUCUACUUCGAAAGCAAUCACGUAAGUCGCUUAUACCUGCAUAAAAAAGGAAUACGUUAAUUUCCGAUACGGAGACAGCUACAUCAAUAAGGUGACUUUGGCUAGCGCUAAUCGCCAAAGUUAUAACCGGUUUUCUUGCUCCAGCCCUAUUGAAUAUCUCCGACAACAGCAUCACCAGUGACAGCAGCAAGAAUGGACCCAUCGACAGUGAGAUCAGCGCUCAGCGAGAUGGCAUAUCUGCAUGUGCCGGACAAGGAUCGCUCUAAGAGCCCCUCACCAGCCGAUUCGCUCGCAUCAUCGGCUACCGACAUCUCAACGCUUCCCAUUCACGGACGUCACGGCUCGGACGGAGAAAACGAGCCACUGACCGGCCGAAGAGUGUUUCUCGAGCCGAAAAGCAGAGAAUAUCACCAGGGCCUCACAAAAAAUCUUGCCUUUGCGAUAGGAGCUGCUGCCUUAGGCUCUGCUUUCCAGCAUGGUUAUAAUACAGGCGUGGUCAACGCACCCCAAAAGCACGUGGAGGCGUUUAUUAAUGACACCUACAAGCACAGAUUCGAGGAGUAUCCGACUGAGAGCACGAUUAAAAUGAUUUAUUCGAUAAUUGUCUCAAUCUAUUGCAUUGGCGGAAUGAUGGGUGGACUACUCACGGCCUUUGUUUCUGAGAAAUUCGGCCGGAAAGGUGGACUGCUCUUGAAUAAUAUAUUCGUCCUUAUCGCUGCCGCGCUCAUGGGCUUCUCUAAGAGGUGCCGAUCUUACGAAAUGAUUAUCAUGGGUCGUUUCUUCAUUGGAGUGAACAACGGUCUCAACGCUGGUUUAGCCCCACUAUACCUCAAUGAGAUCUCUCCGACGCAAAUGCGUGGCGCCGUGGGUACGAUAUAUCAACUCACGGUAACAAUAGCGAUCCUCGUAUCAAAUAUUCUCGGGCUUGGAAAUCUGCUUGGCACAGACGAGCUAUGGCCGGUUUUGUUUAGUUUUACGAUCGUACCAUCCAUUUUGAUGCUAUUGACUUUCCCGCUGUGUCCUGAAUCACCUAAAUACAUUCUAAUUAAUCAGGGCAAAGAUGUCGCCGCGCAACAAGCUCUAACGUGGCUUCGAGGUUCUCUCGAAGUACACGACGAAAUGGACGAGAUGCGCGUCGAAUUCGAGCAGAUCAAAAUGGUUCCCCGUGUGACACUUUACGAAAUGGUACAUAACAUCGGACUACGAACGCCGCUCAUAAUCUCAAUGAUGAUGAUGCUUAGUCAGCAACUUUCUGGAAUCAAUGCGGCGAUUUUCUUCUCAACGAACAUCUUUCUUGACGCCGGUUUGAGCAAUUCAGAGGCGACUCGAGCUACGAUCGGUGUUGGCGUCAUUAACACUCUAAUGACGCUUGUAUCACUAGUCCUCGUUGAGAGAGCAGGCCGUCGCACGCUGCAUCUGAUUGGUCUGGCAGGAAUGGCCUGUCUCACGGUCGUUCUUACGCUCUGUCUCGCCCUGAAGGAUGAAAUCAAAGAACUAUCGUACCUUAGCGUAGGAGCUGUUGUCGGCUUCGUUAUCAUGUUUGCCACGGGUCCAGGCUCGAUUCCGUGGUUCAUGGUUGGUGAGCUCUUCGGCCAGGGCGCACGACCUCUGGCCACGUCCCUUUCAGUUGCGGUCAAUUGGACAGCUAACUUUGUUGUUGGAAUGACGUUUCUUCCUCUCACAGGAAUUCUGGGUCACUAUACAUUCCUGAUCUUUACGGGUUUCUUAAUCUUCUUCUGGAUCUUCACGUAUCGACGAGUUCCCGAAACCAAGGGCAAAAGCGUUGAAGAAAUCGCCGCUAUCUUUCGCCAGCGAGCGUAUCAGUAGGCAGGAGCACUUGCUAGAUAACAACCUGUCACACUCAAUCAUCCUUAUUCGAUCUAUAUGACGUUUUCAGUUACCACUCGACUUCGGAUACUUUUCUCCUUUAAAUCUAGAGUUGUAGAAAAUAAGUUCUGUGUUACCAAACGCGUCAAUGCUCCGAAAUAUAUUGUUCCACCGACAUAAACUAAUCAGUAGGCUCAUUGCUGGUCAACGGAAACGUCCUGUGAGACUGUAUCAUCCGACGAAACCCUCUGCAGUGUCACUUAGUAGAGCCCACAAAGGCUACGACAAAAGGCUUAGUUCUCCGUGGCAGAUUCUGAGCGAAGGACUGCCAUUGACAAGACGGAUCGGUUACUAGCUGUUGUUUUUUGAUAGCCUGACUUAGAUGAGAUAGCUGAGCGUGAUAAGAGGCUUAAAGGGGCGAAACGAGACGGGUUUCGGUAGUAUAAUUGUUCCGACAAAUCAUUAUGUUUUAGAAAAAAAGUCAUAAUAACUUUAAUAGAAACUUCAUUAUAAAUUAUGAUAAACGAAUAUAUAACCGUAGCUAACUACAACGAGCUGCCUUGCGCUACGCAACGGGCUGGAAAUUUCGUCUUCUACUAGGAAGUGGUCGCGAUCGACAUGGAAACGAUCGCCUUCAAUCCAGACGCUCGCAAUAGAACAACUCACGCACUAACAAUUGAAAAUAUUCAUUAGAUAGUUAUCCGAAGAUAGAUAUGUACAUUGAUUAAGAAAGGUCUGCUGACAAAACCAGCGCUACACGACAAAAAGAGGAGGUAUAGACUAAAAUAUAGGCAAUCGUACAUACGUUUACUGAAUAUUUUACCCAGGAAGACCAAUAAUAAAAAAUAUCCAUGAUUACAUAGACAGCCCAUGAAAUCUAUACGUAUUUAGAGAUGGAUACACCUAUAUGUCGAGAAACGAUUGGGACAAGGUAUCGUUUAUUCCGUACAAUGCAUGGCCUGCUGAAUACAAUUUACUAGUGGCAAAUAGUGAAUGGAAUAGUACGAUAUAUAUACAUAAGGGACGAAAUUGAAGAGAUAUUAUUACAGAAGAUCUAAUCUAAUAACACAAAACAGUGAAGCCUAUAAACGGUCUUGGCGAGAGAACGACUUUAGGGCUUCAGUAUAUAUAGGCAAAAGAUACCGCAACGUCGUGCAGCCAAUAAAAGCAAGAUAAGGGUGCGGGAGCCGCUAAAUUUGACAGUCGCCAUUGUGGCUGUGCCAGCAGUCAUCCUUCGUUAUGAGCGUAUAGUACCAUUGAUCGUUUGCAUCCUAUGGCGCGCUAUAACGGUGUUUUUCAUACAUUGGAAACGAUUGUAGCACAUUGAUUUCGUACGAGUCUGACGGAAACACUGUAUCUGAUUUCACCGAACUCAAUAAAAGAGCUAUAGUUCCUGUAGGAGUCUAACAGUAACAAGUUGUGACCUUUCCAAUACUCUAGAUCAAUAUCGUGACAUCGUAACGAUUGGCUGGAAGUUGGACCUCUUAGCUGAUAUAACUCCAGUUUGGGAAAGCAAUUCAGAUGACACGAGCCCCAUUGAGGAAUGGGGUCGAAUUAUCUUCGAUGCGUCGCUUUCAAAUUGGUUCACCCUGCAAUGUUCAACGUAAUAUUUGUUUUCUAAGCGUUCUAAAUCAAUUGGCAUAAUAUAAAUAAGAAAAUAAAACCAAUAAAAACGCUAGUUUGGCAAGUGAUUUUGCAACGUAUUCGAAACAAGUAAGUAUCGGCUUGCACAACUUACAGCGGUUUACCUUUACGCCAAGAUUCAGGAUUCCAAGUACAUCUUGAAUGCGCUACAGAACUUUCCUAAUAUUCUAUUUGUUAUUGACCAUAUUUUUCCAUUUCAUUAAGCUUACGUAUAACUUAUUUUCUGUUGGCCCGCAGUUUUGCCGCAAUAGCACAAACGAAUAAAUGUGAUAUGUGGUAAGGCUGACCGAUGAGUGAAUUGGCCUCUUUUAAUCUUUUUCAAUGCAGCGAAUCCUCAAAGCAGCAUUUGAUGAUUACCGGACGGUUGCUGUUAUCAACUAGGCUAACUAUUUCGAUGAAGUUCCCACGCUCGGCUAAUGGAUUUCGCUAUGCCAUCAGCAGAUUUCAGAGAUAAAUCAGUAAACAGUCAGCGCUGUCCGCUAAAGAAGUAUUCAUACGCUAAGUCUCUAUCAAAAAAUAUGGAACAUGAAGUUUGCAUAUGAACGUGAAGACACGCUAGUGAGUAUUUCCAUCCAUAUCUCGAACCACAUAGCGAUACCUCGAUGCGUUUUAGAAUCUUCGUUCAGGAGAAGCGUAAAUGAAUGGCACAAGAAAGCCACCCGCCUUCACUUUGGCACACGAUCCCAGUUGAUUUGAAACCAGUUAAUGACCAUUUAUUCCCAAGCCUGUGGCUUCAUGGACCUAACGUUGAAGCAGACACACCAAUGAAUCGCUUAUCAGAGAGACACUGCUAGACUCCAGGUCCACAGUCUGACGACAAAGUUCUCUAUCGAGCCAUAUCUCACAGCGCCUUUAAGCUGCGCUGAAUACCAAUAACAUAGCAACAAUAACAACCGUGAAUAUAUG
Molecule: messenger RNA, 7148 nt
Organism: Varroa destructor (honeybee mite)
Lineage: Eukaryota; Metazoa; Arthropoda; Arachnida; Mesostigmata; Varroidae
Product: solute carrier family 2, facilitated glucose transporter member 1-like
Biological process (GO): monosaccharide transmembrane transport
Cellular component (GO): membrane
Molecular function (GO): hexose transmembrane transporter activity
Source: RefSeq, a predicted model, not a curated record